AUGUCAAAUCCACGCAUCGAAGAGCUUCCCGACGACCCACCUGCCAAGAAGGGCGCAGAGGUCGACGAUGCCUCGAGCAGCUCCGACUCAGAUGAAGCGGAUGCGGCGGGAGGAGAGGGGGACUCCGGCAUCCCAGCUGGUUCCAGUGUGACCGUGCACUCUCGUAACGAGAAGAAAGCGAGGAAAUCAAUUGCGAAGCUGGGGUUGAAGCACGUUCCGGGCAUCACAAGGGUCACGUUGAGGAGGCCGAAAAAUAUCCUCUUCGUCAUCAAUUCGCCCGACGUCUACAAGUCUCCCUCGAGCAACACUUGGAUUAUCUUUGGAGAAGCCAAGAUUGAGGACCUCAGCUCUCAGAUAAGCGACAGCGCUCUCAAGAACAUGACACCCUCCGACAACGCUGGUGACUCUCACGCCGGCCAUAACCACGCUGCCGAGGGCAAGGGCAAGGCUAUCGAAGAGGCCAAGAAAGAGGAAGAGGAAGAUGAUGGGGAGGAGGUUGAUGACUCGGGUCUGGAGGCCAAGGAUAUUGAGCUGGUCAUGGCCCAAGCGAGUGUGUCACGGAAGAAGGCGGUCAAGGCUCUCAAGGAGAAUGAUAACGACAUAGUCAACUCUAUUAUGGCGCUUUCCAGUUAG
This is a messenger RNA of Letharia columbiana, 633 nucleotides long. RefSeq lists its product as uncharacterized. The record is from RefSeq and is a predicted model, not a curated record. Gene Ontology annotation, biological process: protein targeting to membrane. Gene Ontology annotation, cellular component: nascent polypeptide-associated complex; cytoplasm. Lineage: Eukaryota; Fungi; Ascomycota; Lecanoromycetes; Lecanorales; Parmeliaceae. Bases 1 to 633 code for a protein of 210 amino acids. The transcript is spliced from 5 exons.